UCUGUCAGCGACAAACGUUCCGCCAUGGUCUAUUGGUAUUCUCUCCUUGCGAUGGCUUUUUGCUUUCGUAUAAAUGCAAAUGACAUUAGCAAUGAGAUAGUUUUGACCAAAGAAGUAGAAACUUCUAUUGCUGAGGACACUGAAACUGUGCCCACUGGUUUUCCCUACGUAGUGUCCAUACAGGAGAACACCAAAGGAUACUACAAGCAUCUCUGCGGUGGAGCCAUCAUCGAUGUCCAAUUCGUGUUGACGGCUGCACAUUGCGUUACAAAGCCCACGCCCCUCGAGCCGGAUCAAUUGUUUGUCGUGGGUGGCUCCCAUACGUUAAACAGCAUGAAUGAGACACGCUUCAGAGUUGACAGGAUGAAGAUACAUCCUGAUUUCAAGCUGCUUCGCGGACAUGACAUCGUCUUGCUGCGCGUCAAGCCGAAAUUCCAGUUGGACAAUGUUCGAUUUAGCAUUAUUAAGUACAAAGAAAUUAGACGAGGUGGCGGGAUAAAUGCCACAUUUUUGGGCUGGGGGCGUUUGAAACGUGGCGAAAAAAAAGAUCUGGACUUGGUACCCUUCGAGACGAUCAAGGACACAGAGUGCCGGCUUACUCACAAAUUCGUCUUUCUCACAAGAUCAGAGAUGUGUGCCGUGCACACGGGAAUUCGACGUGGUGCCUGUGAUGGCGAUUCCGGUGGACCCUUGGUGGAUGGUAACAAACACUAUCUGUACGGCUUGCUUUCCUAUGGCAGAAAGGCUUGUCAGAAGGGACAACCCUAUGCAUUUACCCGCAUCAGCAUGUAUGGGAAUUGGAUACGAGACGAAAUGAAUGAAAUGAAUGUGAUUUGAAGUAGAAGUUAAAUUUGAUUUACCGCGCAAAUAAAAACAGCUUACGAUGCAAC
Molecule: messenger RNA, 890 nt
Organism: Drosophila obscura
Lineage: Eukaryota; Metazoa; Arthropoda; Insecta; Diptera; Drosophilidae
Product: venom peptide isomerase heavy chain
Exons: 2
Coding region: 25-837 (270 amino acids)
Biological process (GO): proteolysis
Molecular function (GO): serine-type endopeptidase activity
Source: RefSeq, a predicted model, not a curated record